This is a messenger RNA of Pelobates fuscus (common spadefoot toad), 1160 nucleotides long. It is a transcript of the gene QDPR, whose product is annotated as quinoid dihydropteridine reductase. Gene Ontology annotation, biological process: L-phenylalanine catabolic process; tetrahydrobiopterin biosynthetic process. NCBI's taxonomy places the organism in Eukaryota, Metazoa, Chordata, Amphibia, Anura, Pelobatidae. Gene Ontology annotation, molecular function: NADPH binding; 6,7-dihydropteridine reductase activity; NADH binding. Gene Ontology annotation, cellular component: cytoplasm. The transcript has 7 exons. The coding region runs from base 98 to 823 and encodes 241 amino acids. The record is from RefSeq and is a predicted model, not a curated record.
UGACGUCAGUGCAGGAGGAGUCAUGCUGCAGACACAGGCUUCUUCAAUGACAGACACUGCUAACCAGAGAGCACUUUAACCCAGGGACUGACUCACUAUGGCUGCUGCAGCAGAGGCUCACAGAGUGCUGGUGUAUGGAGGAAGAGGGGCGCUAGGUUCCAAGUGUGUGGAAUACUUUAAAUCCAAGAACUGGUGGGUGGCAUCCAUAGAUGUAACAGAGAAUGCUAGUGCUAGUGCUAAUAUUGUGGUGAAGCUGUCAGAUUCAUUUACUGAACAAUCUGAUCAGGUCACAUCUGCUGUUGAACAGCUCCUGGAUGGCCAGCAAGUGGAUGCCAUUUUGUGUGUGGCUGGAGGCUGGGCAGGUGGCUCGGCAAAGGCGAAGUCCUUCUAUAAAAGCAGUGAUCAGAUGUGGAAGCAGAGUGUUUGGACGUCAACCAUCUCAAGUCAUCUUGCAACAAAGCACUUAAAGGAUGGGGGUUUGCUUACACUAUCUGGGGCAAAUGCAGCUUUGUCCGCAACCCCAGGCAUGGCAGCUUAUGGCAUGGCAAAAGCAGCUGUACAUCAGCUUUGUCAGAGUCUUGGUGGUGAGAAGAGUGGAUUGCCUACAAAUUCUGCUGCUGUUGCUAUCCUGCCUGUUACCUUGGAUACGCCUGCCAACAGAGCAUCAAUGCCAGAAGCAGACUUUAGUUCCUGGACACCCUUAGACUUUAUCGCUGAAACGUUUUAUAAGUGGACCAAUGGAAACAACAGGCCAAAAUCUGGUAGUCUCAUCAAGGUGGUCACCGAAAAAGGAAAGUCCGAGCUAAUUCCUGCUAAUUUGUAAGAUGAAGUAAAUCUGUGAUGAAUUGAGUCUGGAUUUAGUCAGACCCCAUCUACAACCCUCACUUAUGUUGUAUGAUAUCCAUUCAAUUUACUGUCAACUUUUUGUCUAGUGUGGUUAAAUAGCUAUUUUACGGUCUAUAUGGACAUAUUGCCAACCCAAGUAUUCAGGUAUGUGUUCUCUUAAAAAGUGUAUUUGUAGUUCAACCAAUUCGAAGGUUUACAUUACAUUAUUUCUGUUGUUUAAAUAGCUUAUGACCUGAAAGAGUAAUGAAACGAAAACAUGAAUUUUUGUUUUUCCUGAAAGUCAUGUUUUUAUUAAAACUGUUCUCAGAUAUAAA